AUGGCCGGGCGCGAUGAGCAGUGGUCAGAUUCGAGGGCGAAAGGCCGAAAAGACGAAGCUGCAUGGUCCACCGGCUCAUUACUUGCGGUUGCUGCGCUUACCUCUAUUUUAUGCGCUGCAUUUGCAUCACUAACACUGAGCAUGCGGAGGCCCGGAUGUUAUCGUCGCCCAUACAAUUCCACUUUGCUCGUGGUUGUUACGGAUCUGGACAAGAAUAGUUUGCAUUCGACGAAAAAAUAUCACUGGCAGAGCUACAUGAAAGAGGGUGUCUUGACGCUGAAUAACGAUUACACUCACGCAUCCGUUCUUUGGGAUGAUAAAACAGAGAUUUCACUUUAUUCUACAUUUGCUGCUGGUGGGCGGUCAAUGGAACUUUCAGACCUGGUUGUUUUCGAUGGUAGAUUGUUAUCCGUUGAUGACCGAACGGGUAUUUUAUACAGAAUUGAACAGGGAGUCGCUUAUCCUUGGGUUUACGUAAGUGAUGGAGACGGCAGCACAGCAAAAGGCUUUAAAGGCGAAUGGAUGACAGUGAAAGAUGACGACCUGUGGGUUGGUGGGCUUGGAAAAGAGUGGACAACCACUGAAGGCGUAUUUGUCAAUUUUAACCCAAUGUGGGUUAAGAGAGUAACACGUGAAGGCACUGUAGAACAUAUUAACUGGAUUGAUGAAUACAAAAAAUUGCGCUCAGCACUGGGCAUCGAAUGGCCCGGCUACAUGAUACAUGAGUCGGCGCAAUGGUCCACUGUUUAUCGAAAAUGGUUCUUUUUGCCGAGAAGAGCAAGCAAGCUCACAUAUACGGAAGCAGAAGAUGAGGAAAGAGGUGGGGCAGCUUGCUUGCAUAAACUGGAUAUUAUUUUGAGUGUUCACUUGUUGGAUGAGUCACAGCUGGAGCCAGCAGCAGUAGAUAAGGAUGCUCGCAUUUAG
Molecule: messenger RNA, 924 nt
Organism: Gongylonema pulchrum
Lineage: Eukaryota; Metazoa; Nematoda; Chromadorea; Rhabditida; Gongylonematidae
Source: the annotation of a GenBank genome assembly